CAGGUGAUAUUUUUAUUUUGGGAGACAAUUCGACUCCACCGGUUUUAAAUAAUUGCAGAUAAAUUUAAAAGUAUUGAUUAAACAAAACAAUGUUUGCAGGUUUUAUUAUGGUUAUUACUGCUCAGUUAUCACUGCUAAAUGAUUCUUUGAAAAAUUUGCAUACCUUUUCAUCUCAUGAAGGAAAACCAACUGUUGAAAAUAUUAACGAAGAAGCAAUGAUUAAGAAUAUUAUAAAGUGUGUACAUAACCAUCAAGAGAUUCUCAAAUUUACAAAAGAAAUUGAAUCUCUUUUCACCGUAGCCACUUUUGGACAAUUUUCAAUAAGUGUAUUAAUUCUUUGUACUACUUUGUUUAAAUUAGCAUCGCUGGAAAAGAACAACUUGGAAUUUUUCUCACUGGUAUUAUACAUUUUUGUUAUAACAAGUGAGGUAUUCAUUUUUUGCUAUUUUGGAAACGAGGUUAUAACAAAGCACAAUGAAUUGACCAACUCUGCUUAUCACAGCGAAUGGCGAAAUUGCUCUAAAACUUUUAGAAAAAACUUAAUAUUUUUUAUGACUAGAAGCCAAAAGACGUUACGUCUUCUUGCUGGAGGAUAUGUUACUUUGUCGCUAGAAACGUUUGUUGCGGUAACAAAUAUUUAUUACAAAUUAUUUUAA
Messenger RNA from Psylliodes chrysocephalus, 656 nucleotides. The record is from the annotation of a GenBank genome assembly. NCBI's taxonomy places the organism in Eukaryota, Metazoa, Arthropoda, Insecta, Coleoptera, Chrysomelidae.